Talaromyces rugulosus is the source of this 858-nucleotide messenger RNA. RefSeq lists its product as uncharacterized. The coding region runs from base 1 to 858 and encodes 285 amino acids. Gene Ontology annotation, molecular function: oxidoreductase activity. The record is from RefSeq and is a predicted model, not a curated record. Lineage: Eukaryota; Fungi; Ascomycota; Eurotiomycetes; Eurotiales; Trichocomaceae. The transcript has 2 exons.
AUGUCGCAGGUGUGGUUAAUUACUGGUGCCAGCGCUGGGUUUGGCCUCGUCCUUACCGAAGUAGUACUUAAGCAUGGCCACCAAGUCAUUGCAGCAACCCGGAAUCCUAUAAAAGCAGCGCAAGAAAAUCCGCAAAUAGAGUCCCUAGGGGGUAAAUGGGUCAAACUUGACGUCACAUCGCCCUCAGCUGUACAGGAUGUUGACUCUGCGAUCAAGAGUUUAGGAGCAGGGAAGAUCGAUGUCUUGGUAAAUAAUGCUGCCUUUUUUAUGUCUGGUGGCAUAGAGGAUGUCAAUGAGGAAGAAAUACAUAGCCAAUUCAACGUCAAUCUUUAUGGGGCGAUGCGAACCAUCAAAGCUGUCCUCCCGUUCAUGCGCGCUCAAAAGUCAGGCACUAUAGUGAACAUAAGCAGCAUUGCCGCCCUUGAUGGUCUUCCCUCCUGCGGUCUAUACGCCAGCAGCAAAUUUGCGCUUGAAGGUUUCUCCGAGGCUUUGUCCCGUGAGGUUGGAGGGUUUGGAAUCAGAGUUUUGAUCGUCGAACCAGGGGCGUUUAGGACAACUUUUCUUUCUGGCUUCUCUACACCGGCAGCUGGCUUGAAUCCUGCGUACAAGGGGACUCCGCUUGAUGACGUACUACAGAAAUUCACCAGAAUGGAUCAGAAGCAACCAGGGGAUCCGGUUAAAGCGUCCGAGAUUAUAUACGAUGUCGUUACCGGAACCGGGGUCGGAGAGGGCAAAACCAAUUUCUUGCGCUUGCCUCUUGGACCUGACUGUUACCAGAGAUCGGACACCAAAAUUCAGCAGUUAAAGGACAAUCUUGAUGCUUUCCGAGAGGUGGGGAUGACGACAAAUUUCGACUAG